ACAAACCCAGAUUAUAAGAAUUAGAAGAGAAGGUUCACAGCCUUGCACCAUCAAACUCGCAAGUCCAAAGAUGGAGCAACCACCAAACUUCUCCAAAGCUAAGCCCAACUCCAGUUCCAGCUCCAGCUCCAGCUCCAGCUCCAACUCGAACAACAGCAGGCCCCCCAAGGCGAAGAAGAUAUCCAUCUCCAUCUUAGUAAUCUCCCUCCCUGUCCUCUAUGUCUCUCUCCUCCACAUCCCCCCCUAUACACUCCUCAAAGACACCACCUUCUGGUUCCUCAUGUCCAACUCCAUCAUCGUCAUCGUCGCCGCCGACUCCGGUUUAUUCUCCUCCUCAAGCGAGACCAGCGAUCUCUACGAGGAGUUCAUCAAACACAGCAGGGCAAGGAGUGCAUGCCUUGUUGCCGAGCCACCACCCAAGACUCGCAUUAUAGAGAGCCCAAAAGAACUAUUGCUUGCUCCGAGCCAGUUGGAUGUGACUGCUGACAAAAACAUAGCCGUGAGAGAGAACUCAGUCCUCCAGUUAGAAAAACCUGCCGAUAGAAGUGUAGAUUUGAAGGAGAAAUCACUUCCACAGCCGGGAACAGAAGGUGAUAAGAGUAUAGUUGUCUAUGAGAAGCCAGUAUGCCACUCGGUGACCGAGAAGAAAGAUCAUCUCAGGUUGCCGCUCCGACGGUCGGCGACAGGGAGGGGAAAUCAUCACAGAUUGGUGGGAAGCGGGCAUUCAAACUUCCCGCUCCAACGGUCGAUUACAGAGAAGAGAAAUCAUCAAUAUUCGGAGGAAAACGAGUACUCGAAAUUGUCGGAUGAGGAGCUUAAUGAGAGGGUGGAGGAGUUCAUCAGGAGAUUCAAUAGGGAGAUCAGGCUUCAGCUGAGCAAUGAGUAGAAUUUGCUUAAUUUUCUGUUGGUAGUGUUAAGUUCACUGUGUAGUGUAUGCUGUUUUUGAGACAUCUCAGUCCUUGUAACAUGUCAGAACAAAAUAAUGUUCAGAUUAGUGGCAAAAAAAUUUUCUUUCCGCUUGAUGAAUUGCCAUCAA
Molecule: messenger RNA, 1036 nt
Organism: Phoenix dactylifera (date palm)
Lineage: Eukaryota; Viridiplantae; Streptophyta; Magnoliopsida; Arecales; Arecaceae
Source: RefSeq, a predicted model, not a curated record